AUGUCUGACAGCGAGGAACGCGAGACCAAGCCCUUCAAGUUCGUUACUGGCUUUGAUGCCCGCUUCCCGAACCAGAACCAGACCAAGCACUGCUGGCAAAACUAUGUCGACUACCACAAGUGCAUCCUAGCCAAGGGCGAGGACUUUGCUCCAUGCCGCCAAUUCUUUUUGGCUUACCGAUCAUUGUGCCCAAGUGCCUGGUGCGAGAGAUGGGAUGACCAGCGAGCAAACGGAACCUUCCCUACUCGCCUUGAUCAGUAA
This is a messenger RNA of Lachnellula hyalina, 261 nucleotides long. RefSeq names its product Cytochrome c oxidase subunit (gene cox12). Bases 1 to 261 code for a protein of 86 amino acids. Lineage: Eukaryota; Fungi; Ascomycota; Leotiomycetes; Helotiales; Lachnaceae. The record is from RefSeq and is a predicted model, not a curated record. The transcript is spliced from 4 exons. Gene Ontology annotation, cellular component: mitochondrion; respiratory chain complex IV.